Molecule: messenger RNA, 1527 nt
Organism: Centruroides sculpturatus (bark scorpion)
Lineage: Eukaryota; Metazoa; Arthropoda; Arachnida; Scorpiones; Buthidae
Exons: 6
Coding region: 45-1427 (460 amino acids)
Biological process (GO): regulation of transcription by RNA polymerase II; anatomical structure morphogenesis; cell differentiation
Molecular function (GO): RNA polymerase II cis-regulatory region sequence-specific DNA binding; DNA-binding transcription factor activity, RNA polymerase II-specific
Source: RefSeq, a predicted model, not a curated record
AUUUUAUUUUGAAUUUGUAUUAGACAUUAAUAUUAAACAUAAAUAUGGAAGCAGGAUCUGAAUGUGAUCUACUGUCUAAAUCCGUCAAUAGAAAUGAUAACUCCUAUCCUCCAUCUCAACCUCGGAAAAUUCCUAAUCCUCUUAAUGCCUUUAUGAUAUUUUCACAAGAAUACAGAAAGCAAGUGUCACUACAAUAUAUCAAGGAGAAUAAUAAAAUAAUAAAUAUGCGUCUUAGAAAACUAUGGAAAAGCUUAAGUAAAGGUGUUAAGGAUGAAUAUUACAUGAAAGCAAAAUUUGCCAAAUGGAGACAUCGACGUAAAUAUCCAGACUACGAAUAUAAUUCAUUUGUGGCUAGGAAGAAUAAGAAAAUCAAGCGAGCGAUACUGAACAAGAAUGCUUUUUCAUGUAAUACGCUGCAUACACCUACUUCAGUUGCAUCAAAAAAUAAAUCUGAAGACAAUCCAUCAGCAGAAUUUAAUGAAAAAGAAUUAUUUGCACAAAAACAAGUACAAGAAAAAGAGAUAUCCAAACUUUCUGAACCUGUUGACAUACGCAAUUCAGAAAAUACAUUGUUCAGUUCUUAUCCCGAAUAUACUUCGGUGAAAAGAAAACACGAAAAUUACAAUUUACAAGAUUCUACUUCCGAAAUUCAGUAUUUCACUGAAGAUUUUUAUAACAAAUAUAUUCAAGAGCCUAAAAAGUCAAAACUUUCUUCUUCUCAGCAGGAAACAAGAGAUGUCGACUUCAGCACGACUAUAAAAGAAGAGAAUGAUUUGCAGAAUGUGAAAAUUAAGGAAUAUUCUACUACAACAGAUUUUAUUAAGGAAUCUAAUGAUCCAGAAAUGAAUCAAGCAUCAGCAAAACAAUUUUGUGAUAGUCAAAGUAUUGUUAAAAAUGAAAUGUACAUUGUGCAGAACUUAUGCAACAUUUCGUUGUCAAACUGCUGUUCUGGAGGUCAAUUAUGUUGUUAUCCACAAUAUCCAAGUUCAAGUUUUGUCGGAUUAAAUUCUGUUGAACAUCAUAAUUAUUUGCAUUAUGUCAAAUCGAAUGGUUGUCAUUUCGGAAAUCGAAACGGGUUACUUAACGAACAAAGUUAUGUAAAUAACGAUGGAAGAUUUCUUCAAACUUAUCAAACAAGACAAAGAAUACCAAGUCAUGUCGCUAUGGUUGGCAGCCAUUUCAAUCCCAUUUCUCCCUAUUCUUAUCCUGAAGUACCAAAAGAUAAUCCAGAAUUUUAUGGAUCAUUAAAUGAAAGAUGCCCAUUCUUAGUCCAUUUUGUACCUUGCAAUGGACCUGAAAUAUUACCGCAAUCACUCUACAAAAGAGAGAUUUUGUCAACUUACGACGACAAAACUUUAAUCCGUUCUGCUAUUCAUUUUAAUAGCAACAAUCCAGGUUUGGAUUUAUCAUUUUCUAAUCUGCAAUAAACAGAUCCUGGAUAAAUUUGACUCUUAAUUAUUAUAUAUAUUUAUAUUAUUUAUAAUUAAUUAACUAUUCAACAAUUUUUGUUAUGUUUCAAUAAAAUUA